CGUCACCAUCAUAUACAUCUCUAAUCAAUUCAAUUGUUGUUCAAUUUUCAAUUUUGGAGUUAGAUAAGAGAGCUUCAGAGUUUUCCCCAUUAAAGAUUCCAUUCCAUCGAAGCUUCUCUCUAUCUCUCUCGCUUAGAGAGUCAAAACAGUGGAAUUCUGAUAAUCUAUGGGGGAUCAGACAGAGCCCAGUUGGCCAUUAUUAUAUAAUGAGGAUAUUGCAGAAUCAAGAGAGGAGAGGAGAGGAAGAUAGAUAUAUAUACACACACACACAUAUAGAGAGAGAGAUAGAGAGAGAAGAGGAGGUAUUGAAAUGAAGAGGAGGGAGAUGGAGAAGGGUUCAGAGUCAGAGAUCAGGUCCGCCAUUGAAGAGCUGUCCAUGGCUGUUGCCAAAGCCAACAAACCUGCUGAUGCAACCGGAGAUCAUGUGCUUGACGAUGAUGCUGCCCAUGUCCCCACCAAGCCUUUCCUCUACGUCUGUAGCUUGUUGCUCCAAGUUCUCGAUAAGAUAGGGCCAACCAUGGCGGUUCUGAGGCAAGACAUGGAUCAGAACAUCCAGAGAUUAGAGAAGGUGCAUGAAUCUGAUCCUUCGAUGUACUCAAAUUUGGUUGAGAUACUGAAGAAAGAGGCCGCAGAAGGCAAUGCCAGAAAGAGCAAUAGCUGUAGCAGAGGCUUUGUUUGGCUUACCAGAUCACUGGAUUUUACUGUAGCAUUGCUGCAAUUACUGGUGAAGGAUUCUGAAAGGAAUAUGGAUGAAGCUGUGGAAGAAGCAUACGAUGUCGCUCUAAGACCAUGGCACGGGUGGAUUUCUUCCGCUGCUUACAAAGUUGCUCUUAAACUGGUGCCGGACAAUAAAACUCUUAUCAACAUACUCAAGGCCAAAGAUGAAGAAGGUGUUGAUGGUCUGAAGGAGGAAAUGCGGAGCCUAAUCUCACUGCUUGUGCCUCUUCUUGAGCAAAAUCACUCUAUUUUGAGCUCCCAUGGCUUGGAUAGGUUAAAGGCCACCUGAUCAUCAAUCAGGCGUGAUUUUAUACAUAAGAAGCCAAAAGAAAUUUACUGAGAUAUAUGUACAAAUAUAUAUAUAUAUAUAUUAGUUAUGUAUGCAGUUUUGCUAUGUAGAGUUUGACCCAAUUUUCCUUUCCUGUGAAUAGGAACACGUGUAUAAUUAUGUUCAUGUUUCAAAAGAGACAUCUUCUAAUACAAAUGAUAUUUGGGAUGAUGAUA
Molecule: messenger RNA, 1221 nt
Organism: Diospyros lotus (date-plum)
Lineage: Eukaryota; Viridiplantae; Streptophyta; Magnoliopsida; Ericales; Ebenaceae
Product: glycolipid transfer protein 3-like
Exons: 6
Coding region: 311-1006 (231 amino acids)
Biological process (GO): ceramide transport; intermembrane lipid transfer
Cellular component (GO): membrane; cytoplasm; cytosol
Molecular function (GO): ceramide 1-phosphate transfer activity; ceramide 1-phosphate binding
Source: RefSeq, a predicted model, not a curated record